AGUAACCGGCUUUGCAGGCGGAGGGCGGAGAGCUCCGGCAGCCCGCAACAUCAUGUGAAUGAGCAUCUUAAUUAUUCAUUUGGUUUGCUGGGUUGCCGCUACCCGUACGGCGUUGGUGAAGGUGAGUAAGACCAUGGCCGCGUCGAGUACCAGGCGCUGCACGAUACCUGACGGACUGUCCUUGCGCCAAUGCGAAGUGUAUCAGACGCUCAUUCAUGUCGCCGAGGGGCGUGAGGAGAGAGGUCAGGGCCCUCGACCCAUUGUGGUCAUCUCUGAUGUAGGGAAAGACUACGACGAUGCGGCUGCAUUGUUAGUUCUCAAAGAAUUUCACCGCUUGGGGCAUGUCGAACUGCGUGCCGUGGUGGCCAACCUGAUGCCAGCAGAUAAAAGGACGCGGCUUGCCAGGGCCUGGCUCGAUGCCCUAGGACUGCAAAAUGUGCCAGUAGGAAGAGGCACGCGCGGGAAGCCCGACGAAGAGGAAGAGCUGGAAUUGGAAUAUGAAUUCAGUUGGAAUGAUUUCGUGAUGCCUGCAGACGUCCCUCAGCGAGACGGGCAAGAUCUUCUACUCGAGGCCUAUCAACAUGCCAAGGCGAAGGGCGAGAAGUUGUACCUGCUCUGCCUGUCAUCGCUGCAAGACAUACACAAAUUCGCAUCCGCCUAUCCUGAUUUGGUUGCACACUACACUGCGGAGGUUCACAUGCAGGGUGGCAACUAUAUAUCUAGCGAGGGCAAGCUGGAGCCAGAUAGGAGUGCUGCUAACAACCGUUAUAACUGGGAAGCCGCGAGGGCAUGGCACUCCUUCCUACAAAAAAAUGCUCUCCCGAGCUACACCUACACGAAGGCGGUUGCCUUUGCCGCAGCCUUAAGCUCGGAGGUGUUCGUGGAGUUGGAGGCCUCGGGCCACCCCAUCGGUUCGUAUCUGCGCAGAGUGCAGGUGGAGCAGGAUUUGGCAUUCUACAAGCAAGCGUGCGAAAGCGACCCGGAGAAGCGGUUUGCACCCUUCAUGGACCAGCAGUGGUUCCUCGUCCACAAGACGAAUUGGCAGCAGAGACCGAACGCCGAUUUAGGAGCCGGCCUGCCGAUAGGCGAGGAAGUCAUUCCCUAUCUGUCCAAGAUCGUGCUAUACGAUGUGCAUGGUGCUCUGGGCGUGUCUGGCGAGGAUGUCAUCGAGAAGUUGGGAAUAUUCCGGAGUAGGGACCGCAGCAUUGAGGUGGAGUUGAAGUCGACAGGGAAGGUAGUGAGGGUCCAUCAUUGGAUCGCAGACGAUGAGCAGAGCGUCGCGGUACCAGAUAAGGUACAUGCGGUUCUAUCGGCUCUUUUGAAAGGCUCCCUUCUUGACGCUUUACGUUAUAGUAACUUGUAAGAGUUUUGUGAUUUUUGAACGUUAUAAUAACUUCUAAAAUUUAGAUUUUUAUUAAGAGUGGAUAUAUCAUUUAGCAUUUUAUAUGAGGAUUUGAUUUGAUUUGAUGAUAUUUUAUAUGUGGUAUUUACCAUUAUAUUUAAUAAAGAUUUGUUUUAGUGGUGGUUUUCACUGCCAUUCUAUUUUAGUUA
Physcomitrium patens is the source of this 1551-nucleotide messenger RNA. RefSeq lists its product as uncharacterized. Lineage: Eukaryota; Viridiplantae; Streptophyta; Bryopsida; Funariales; Funariaceae. Gene Ontology annotation, molecular function: hydrolase activity, hydrolyzing N-glycosyl compounds. The record is from RefSeq and is a predicted model, not a curated record.